UCCAUGCAGACCAAACCGAAGCGUCGGCGCCUGGCCGCGACACGGCGGCACGCUCCAUGGAACGCCGCGUCUGACCUGAGCCCCCUCGCUUUCCUGCGCCCGGUGCCCGAUGCCGCUCGCCGGCAUCGCCCUCGCGCCUCUCUUCGUCUCCCACCUCGCGCCUCCACAUCAUCGCCGCAGCAGCGUUGCUUCCGCCGCCGCCGCCGCCGCGAGAAGGAGGCCGCGCGCGGUUCAGUGCUCCGCUACCGCUACUGCCGCGUCCGGUGAAGGCGCAGGAGACGACGUUGAGCUCUCCCGAGGGACGCUGCUCUGGAGGGCGGCAAAGCUGCCAAUCUACUCCGUGGCGCUUGUGCCACUCACGGUUGGAAGCGCCUGUGCUUACCAUCAUGUGGGUUCAUUCUUUGGUAAACGGUAUUUUGUUCUCUUGGUUGCAUCAGUCCUUGUGAUCACUUGGCUCAAUCUAAGCAAUGAUGUUUACGAUUCAGAUACUGGGGCUGAUAAGAACAAGAAGGAAUCUGUUGUUAACAUCGUUGGCAGUCGAACGAUGACGCAAUAUGCUGCAAAUAUUUCUCUCCUGUUCGGAUUUAUGGGGCUAUUUUGGGCCUUUGCCCAAGCUGGGGAUGCCAGGUUCAUUUUAUCGGUAACCUGUGCAAUCAUCUGUGGCUAUGUUUAUCAGUGCCCACCAUUCCGACUAAGUUACAGGGGACUAGGUGAACCAUUAUGUUUUGCUGCAUUUGGUCCAUUGGCAACCACAGCUUUCUACUUCUCAAACAGCAGCAGAAACAUUUCCAGAUGCUUCAAUUACAGCGGAACAGCUCUUCUCCCUCUCAGUAAAACAGUCAUUGCUUCAUCCAUUCUAGUUGGGCUGACGACUACCCUGAUACUCUUCUGCAGCCAUUUUCAUCAGAUUGAUGGAGAUCGUGCUGUUGGGAAAAUGUCUCCCCUGGUAAGAAUUGGCACCAAAACAGGAUCAAGAUUAGUGACUCUUGGGGUUGUCACGCUUUAUGUUCUUUUGGCUGCUUUUGGCAUGAGCAAAUCUCUUCCAUCAGCUUGCACUGUCCUUUGUGCCUUGACACUCCCUGUGGGCAAAUGGGUUGUGGACUAUGUGCUGAAAAACCAUGAAGACAACAGCAAGAUUUUCAUGGCAAAGUAUUACUGUGUUCGGCUACAUGCUCUGUUUGGGAUGGCACUGGCUUCUGGUUUAGUCUUGGCUAGAAAUGGCACACUGGUCUGACAGACGACCAACCUUGACAUCCUUGUGAAGACCCAGAGCAGACCGCCGUCUUGCAGUUUCAGACUGAGUACCUCCAGUAGCUGUUUGGUUCCAGAGCAAGCUUGAACGACGAGUGCAAUGGCAGUGCAAUUGUGCAGCCAUUUGGCAGCUAGAUUGGGUAGGCAGAGCGAAUCAGAGAAAGAAGCACAGGUUUGGAAGCACUGCCAGCCAAGGCAGUGGAGAGUGUAGAGGAUGGUAAAUUGCCUGAAACCGGAAUGAAUGGAGAGGUACUUGAGUUGUUGGCUACAGAAUCCCAGUCAUUUAUCUCCAUGAGAAAAAAAGCCCAGCUAUGCAUUUCUUCCCAUCGCAGUAAAGAUUGCCGUUGCACAGGAGGCUCCCAGUGUGAAUUGAUUUUCAUGCCGGGACAGAUAGGACAUGUCAUGUUCUACCAUUACUUCUUCCUCCCAAGCACCAACAGCUAUUUGGUAGUACACCACUCAUCUGGGCAGUUUCGCAUGUGCCUUUAACACUUCUAGUUUCCUGGCUAGUGAUUUGUGAUAUUACUUUUACAGAUUUUCUGAGUUUAUGGGUGGGAGAUGAGUUGGUUCAUGAUUUUUUUUCUCUGUUUUUAAACUCAUGAAUUCCUUAAUUCUAAAAACAGGUUACUUCA
Molecule: messenger RNA, 1883 nt
Organism: Oryza sativa Japonica Group (Japanese rice)
Lineage: Eukaryota; Viridiplantae; Streptophyta; Magnoliopsida; Poales; Poaceae
Product: 2-carboxy-1,4-naphthoquinone phytyltransferase, chloroplastic
Biological process (GO): phylloquinone biosynthetic process
Cellular component (GO): membrane
Molecular function (GO): prenyltransferase activity
Source: RefSeq, a predicted model, not a curated record